Messenger RNA from Lytechinus pictus (painted urchin), 6276 nucleotides. RefSeq names its product ORM1-like protein 3. Gene Ontology annotation, cellular component: endoplasmic reticulum membrane. NCBI's taxonomy places the organism in Eukaryota, Metazoa, Echinodermata, Echinoidea, Temnopleuroida, Toxopneustidae. The coding region runs from base 416 to 907 and encodes 163 amino acids. The transcript has 4 exons. The record is from RefSeq and is a predicted model, not a curated record. Gene Ontology annotation, biological process: sphingolipid biosynthetic process; intracellular sphingolipid homeostasis; ceramide metabolic process.
GGAAGGGAUACUGCAUUGGAAAAACGAGCCCUUUCGAAGUUAUAGUCAGCUUACUUUAUGUGAAAUACAAUAUAAAAGUCGCCUUACUGGCUGCUGAAUUUACCGACCAUAUUUCAAUCAAAUUAUGUGCAAGCGAACUUUAGCGAUCAGCAGUGUCACGUCAGAAUGCUAUACGGAAAACAAGGUCAAGGAGACGUCGAUUUUUACAGUUACCAACUCUUUUCUUUUCUGUACAAGAUUCAACUAAAAUUUUGAACCUCAAGACCGCCAGUACACAAGGUCUUCUGAAAUACCCUGAGCAAAAAUACAUCAGAUACAGACUCUGGCCAGGUGUGGCAGCAGAUGACCUCAUCACCCGACCUUUGCUCUUUGUAACCUUUCACCUUUGACCCUCUGAGUGACCCCCACCCACACCAUGAAGCUUGAGAAGUCGCCCAGCUCAGCGAGCUUAACGAAUGGUGAUGCCGCAGACAAGCCCAGUACAUACCACUCUUGGUUGCACAGUAGAGGGGUGUUGUUCUCUUACGUCGUUGGUGUGUAUGGCAUGCACCUGUUCCUCCUCAGUCUGCCUUUCUUAAGUGUGAGCACAGUAUGGACAUUGACAACUGUGGUACACAGUGUGGUGACAUACUUCUUUUUUCACCAUGUGAAAGGGUCCAUCUGGGCAGACAGUCAAGGCAGUGAGAGAUACCAAACACAAUGGGAACAGAUAGACAAUGGAGAGCAGUUCACAUCAACACGAAAACUCCUCACCUUAGUUCCUGUAGUCUUAUUCUUCCUGGCGAGUUUUUACACAAAGUACGGCUACUACCAUUUCCUGGUGAACUGUGCCGCCCUCCUCCUUGGAGUCGUCCCCAAGCUUCCCAUGUUUCAUGGUUUUAGACUCUUUGGCAUCAACAAGUACUGACACCCUUCAUCCUACUUGUGUAUGGGCUACGGUAUCUUCGAGAGAGCAAAGUGUUAAUGAAAAUACUUAACAGUGGUGAACUCGGGCCAUAAAAGGCUAUUUGUAUGAUAAAUGGCGGUAAAAUCAAGAAGAGCAGAUCAGUGAAAGUUGAGAAAAAUACCGGCCUGUGAUUUUGAUAUUUUUUUACGAGGAGGCCACUUUCCAUAGGGCAAAUUUAUAGCAAAAAUGGGUAAAAGGAAAAAAGGGAACAAUAAAUCUCUUAGGUCAAUGAGAUUGCAUCAAGAUCAACAAGGCAUCCAUAUCCAUUGACUUUAUUGAUCUUGGAUUAAUUUAAGCCCUUACAAUAUGAAAAAAAAAUGAAAAUCCAUAUUUUGUUUGAAAUGGAAUCUGCAAAUAGAAAUACCCCUUAAAUUCAUUUUGCCCAAUUGAUCGUGGGCCCAGCAGCCACUGUACAGCACCAGAUCGACAUAACUCUAUCCCUUGAAUUGUUGAAUGCCAAACAGGGUAGCAGCAACUCCCAUCUUUUAACGUCUUUUGAUCUGACGCGGCCGGGGCUUGAACUCCCUACCUCCCUGUUGUGAGACGAACGCUCUACCAACUGAGCCAACACACCAGUUGGACAAUUAUUAAAGAUGUUGGAUGAUAAAAUAAAAUGAAGGUGUUGUUAUCACCGGGCAAGCCAGUGGAAUUUAAACCCGAGAAAAAGGUUCAAAUCCUAUAAUAGAGCAAACAUCCUUUGCAAGGAAAAAUUACAUGGGAGAGGGGGGGGGGGGCUUGGGUUGAAAUUGCCUAAGAAUUUCCCCAAAAGCCCUGGAAAACUAAGAAAAAACGGAACCCCUGAAAUUUGCAUGACAAAUAAUAUAGCAAAUUUGUGCUGGUGAGUUGAAAAAGAAAUAAAAAAGGUGCCCUUAAUAUUUCUGUUUUCCUCUGAUCCUUUUGCAAUACAUUUAUCAACAUUUUCCUCUCCACCUCUGUGUUGAAUGGAUAUGUAGUGAUGGAUGGAAACACUGUUACUUUUAUUAAUAAACCUCUCAAAUAUUUCACACCUUUCUGGUUUCCAAAGAUUUACAACUUUGUUAUUUGUCAAAAUUGCUCAAUAUACAUGAACAUACUCAACUUUCACUGAAAGGUUUCUUUGAUUCUUCUGCUCUGAUACAAAUCAACUUAUUUUGACUGAAAUUGCCUUUCGAGUGGCAUUCCAACUGAAGAGGGCGCUUUUGAUGUUGGCAGAAAUAUUGAGGAGGAUCAUGAACUUAUUAAACGACUAUCUUUCCACAGCCUUUCACUAAAAUAACUGUUAUUUGUCUGCUUCAGGUGAUAAUAGAUCUCAGACAUUGCUGAUUAUAUGUAGUGUGAAUGGACCGCCUGUGAAACUCGCCCGACAGUAUUUUAAUGGAUCUGAAUUGAAGCUUCAUUUAGACUGGAAACAAAAGCUGAUGAAAUUCAACCAUUGAUGAUGGAGUUGUCGCUCGUGGAUACAUCAAACCUUUGAAAUAAAUUUGUACAGUGUGAAAUGUAUAAAAAGAGAAAGAAACAAAAACUGUGUCAGAGAAACUUAAGUAUAUAUCCAUUAUUAGUUGCAGGGUGGUUAGAAACCACCUAUUAGUUCUAUAAAUGAUUGCAUAUAAUGCUGUGGUUUCAGGGGAUUCAUAUAUAUUUUUUUAUCAUAAAGAUGAAUUAUUGUGUGCUAGAUUACUCUAGAUUGAUAUUAGUUUGUUCUAAAUUCUAUCACAGUUGGCUUGAUUUAAUUAUCAUUGUACCUUGCUCUAAGAUACUUGUAUAUCAGAAGUAUAAUUAAAUUCAUGGAAUUGGCAUGGUGGCUUAGUGGUAAAAUCAUCCACCUCAUGAGUGAGAGGUUGUGAGUUUCGAUCCCUGAUCGGGUCCUACCAUAGGUAUUUAAAUCUGUGACCUUUUAGCUCUCUGCUCAACAUUCAAAUAUUUUUUAGAAAGGUAUGUUUUAGGACGCAUAGUAGAGCAGUGUCAUACAUUCUGUGUACCGUGAAUGAGCUUAUUUAAAAGAAUGCUUCUAUUUUAUUUUUCAACCGAUAUUGAUCCCGCACAGAAUUUGAAAUUUUGUUGCAAAAGAUUUCUCUGCUAGUUUAUAUGUAAUUUAUAUAAAUAUCACAAAAACAACUUCUUAUCCUUUAUUUUCUUAUUUUAUUCAUUUUUGUUUUAUCAGAACAAGCUCUGUGAGUACUUACACCAACCUGCUUUUAAAUUUUGUCUCAAAAUUAUUUAUGCUAAUUAUGUACUUUAUUUCAAAAUUGCACAAACAACAUCUCCUUAAUUUGUCCAAUCAAUUAAGAUUUUUACUUGUGCUGUUUGUUUCAUAUGGUAGAGCUCUAUGAGGUACACCUGAAUUUGACACAGAAUUAAUAAUUUUGUAUGCUUAAAAGUGAAUCCAAACCAAACAGAAAGUUGUAGUUAUAGAAAAGUGAAUAUCAAUGAAGCAAAGAGAAGAUAUAAAAAAACAGAGAAACUGUUAAUAAGUUAUGAAUUAAAUAGAAUAUUCAAAUUGCUAUAUUCUUUGGGAUUUUGAAUUUGCCAAGUAAUAUCAAUUAUGAGGUACGGUAGGGACAACUACUCCAUUUGCAUCAAUGACCGAAAUUCCCUUUUUUUCAGAAGUUUUUCCCAUAAUGUUAUUUUUCCUUUAUGAAGAGGAUAAUAUGCUGUAUGUGUUAGAUUUUAUUUUAGUAUCAAGGGAAAGGGUGCUUAGGAGAAAACUAAUAAUAAUAAUAAUCCGCUUUUAUAUAGCGCGUAAUAAAUCAGAACGACGUGUAUAAGUGCAUUACAGAUAUAUUAUUACACCAGUCAUCACAUUCAGUCGGUCAUUCCCACACACAAUGUGUGCACAUUCUUCACUCCCUGGGGAGUAUUCUGGUGAGGCGUGCACACAGUACUGGACAAGCUGCAAUGACUUUUACAUCCUACCUGGUUCCCAUUUAGCACCUGGUUGGAGAGAGGCAGAGUGUGGAUUAAGGGCUUGCCAAAGGACAUCAGACUGCGGUGGGAUUCGAACACACGACCCUCUGUUUGCAAGGCGAGAGUCAGAACCACUACAUCACGGCUCCUCCACAUAACUAACAAUUCAUGAUUAUGAAAAGUAGGAGAGUUGUCCUUACUCUCUAUCACAAUUCAGUAUUUAAGAUUCAUUUUAUUACAAUCUUUAUAGCUCUUUAUCAUAUUGCUAAUUUUGAUAUAGAAAUCUUUCUUUUUUUCAAAUAGCCAUAUUUCUUUUCCUUAUUUUUCUCCUUUCAUAUAUUUUUUUAUGAAAGGACUCCCUUUCUUAAGGCAACAUAUUUUUUUAGAGAGAUAAGGUAUGUGAAUACCUUGGGCAAAUUUGGGUUUUGGUAUUAUAAUAAUGUACAGUAUUUCACUUUUGGAUGAAUAAUUAUGUCACUUGUAAUUUACUGUUAUUGCGAUGAAUGCUUCAGUGUAUAAAGUUUUGUUCAAUUCUGUGAGCAUUUUAUUCUCUGUUGUAAACAUUACCAGGGUUUAUCUUUAAUGCACACAAGUACACAAACAUUUCAGUCACUCCCUGAAUAAGUCUACUGUUGAUGCAAGCAAAAACAAAUCAGAAUUUGUUGUAUAUUUUUUGUUCAUAUUUCAUUACUAUAACUCUGUUUGUUCAAGUUGAUGGAAGACAAAUUUAUGAUAUCUUUACCUCUUCCUCUCUGGUCAUUAAUAUGUCAAGGAUGAUCCUCCCUGUGACAGUGAGAACAUCAAUGAAUUUUUCUUAGUUUUACUUUCUUACAUGGAAGUAUGUUUAUCUGCAUGUAUCCAGAAUUCAUUGAUGUUUUCUUUUCACUAUUUGGAGAUGGGGAUUAAUAUAUAGACCAAUUUUAAAGGAGUAUCGCUGUUUGGCUGUCAAAUCGAGGUAUUUCAAAAUUUGGAGGGCAGCUCAGAGAAAAUAUUUAGGAAAUAUUGCAAUGGUUGCAGCCUCAUAAGCCCAAAUUCCCAAAAGUGGUUUUAAAAAAAUUGUGGGCUGAACCCAUGGUUUAUGCAGAUUUCCUGUAUAAAUUACGCUCAAUUUUGCUGCUUAUAUAAAAAAAAGUCCUAUGCUGAUGCACGCUUUUUGCAAUGUGUGUCAUAUUGACGCCUGGUUGAGCAUGCUAUUUUGUUCAGUGGACUCAUUAAUUAAAAAACAGUGGACUCAUGAAAAAAUAGCAUAGAAAGCCAUUGCAACAGGCAUCAAUUUUGCACACUGACAAAAGCGCGUAUCAGUAUUGGACAUCUUUCAAUAUAUGCGGUAAAUAAGCGUAAUUAAUAAAGGAAAUCUGCAUAAACCAUGGGCUCAACCGAUGGUUUUCAAAACUACCUUUGUGAAUUCAGGCCAUACUGUAUAAAAAAUAGUCUCCUAAUUCAUUUAGGUAACUGUUUAUGGUAACUCCCUUAGGAACUCGGCAGGACAGCAUUUUGCUGGUAAACGCCAAGCUGGUAUAUAACCAAUUACCUAGGAAACAUUUUUACGUCUAGGUUAAUCAGUCAUAUAGACGACAGAUAUUACUCUUGGGCCUUUUUAUCAAAGUGGAGACAAUGGCAGAGUGAAGAUUCGAACUCACAAACUUGCGAUUAUGAGUCCAAUGCUCUAACCACUGGACCACACGACCCGUGCUCGUUACUCAGACGAGAAGGUUGUCACUUAUCUCGUAAGUGUAAAAUCAAGCUUGCCUUGAGCCGUUCGAACUUUUUUUUUCAUUCUUAGACAUGUGGUUUUAAAGCGAAGUUAAAGUUUUGGUAUAGAAAUCUAAUUUUUAUAGGAAAUGGUUAGAAGCAAUCCUAAAGUGUUUGUCUUAUGCCACAAUGCUUGUUUAGAACAACAAAAUUAAAGCAAAAUAAUUCAGACUUGCUUGAAAUUAUAUUCAAUUCAGUGCUUAUAGCACAGGAUACAUCAUGUGGGAACACUAUUAACUGACAGGCAUUUUCCAGUCUUUUUCUGUCUGAUCUCCAUUUGCUUGUUACUCAGUUUUUACACAUUUUCUGAAAAAUCGUUUGGCAGGCCUAUCAUUUUUUAUUUUAUUUUUUGUAAGUUUUGUUGAAUUCCGUGAACAUUUUAUUUUCUUGUCGUUACCACAGUUUACCUUUAACUGCCUAUCAACAAUAUGUAUUUACUUGUAUUUUAUCAUAAAUACUACUUUCCCUAGACAUGAAAUCAAUUCAUUAUUUGGGUAUUAAAAAAUAUUUAUCAUUUAUGUUUUGCCUCGUUUAUUUUGAUGUAUAUAAUGUAAAUGAUUUUUUUUUUCUUUGAAAUGCACUAUUCUUCCACAUAAAAAUGUAAAUGUCUUUAUACUUAUAGAUGCAAAUAUGCUAUUGUAUUCUUUGUUUUUAUGAAUUUAAUAAAAGAGGCAUUGGUAAUGAUUUGUAAAUAA